This is a messenger RNA of Brienomyrus brachyistius, 3555 nucleotides long. RefSeq names its product acyl-CoA oxidase 3, pristanoyl (gene acox3). Gene Ontology annotation, cellular component: peroxisome. The record is from RefSeq and is a predicted model, not a curated record. Gene Ontology annotation, biological process: lipid homeostasis; fatty acid beta-oxidation using acyl-CoA oxidase. Bases 190 to 2268 code for a protein of 692 amino acids. Gene Ontology annotation, molecular function: fatty acid binding; FAD binding; pristanoyl-CoA oxidase activity. The transcript has 18 exons. NCBI's taxonomy places the organism in Eukaryota, Metazoa, Chordata, Actinopteri, Osteoglossiformes, Mormyridae.
CAGAAGCCAAUCAGGAGCAGUAUAAUGUGACAAGACCACACCUCCUACCCAUCUAAAGCGACUCCCUCUUUCGUCGCAUAUUCGUGACGACAUUUAUUGCCAAACCUUGGUACGUGCAAGGCUUUAAGGAAAGGGCAAGAAACCGGCUUAUUAAAGAGCACCGCCUCAACUUUUGUCCAACCUGAGAAAAUGAACCAAAACCUUCCCGAUCUUCCUAGCGGACCCCUGGAUGUGUAUCGGAAAAAGGCAUCCUUCAGUUGGAAGGAAAUGGUCACCUUUUUGGAGGGAGAAGAAAUCAUAGCAUUCAAAAAACACGUGUUCUCCGUCCUGGAGAGCGACCCCAUCUUCGCCCGACACCCGGGUGAGGACCUCUCCUUGGAGAAAAUGCGGGAGAUGACUUUCCGGCGCUGCAAGCAGCUUUUCAGAUACAAUCUUCUCACCCGCGAAGAGGCCAUGCAGAACCCAUGGAGGACCACCGCGCUCAACGACUGUCUGGGCAUGUACGACUGGUCUUUGGCGGCCAAGUAUUCCCUCAAUAAAUGGAUGUUUGGUGGUACAGUACUCAAUUCGGGCUCCAGUAGACAUGAAAAAUUUGUCCAGGAUAUUGAGAAUAUGAUGACCUUUGGAUGUUUUGCCUUGACUGAGCUGAGUCAUGGCAGCAAUACAAGAGCAAUGAGGACCACAGCCACGUAUGAGCCUAAAACUCAGGAGUUUGUGAUCAACUCCCCAGACUUUGAGGCGGCUAAGUUUUGGGUGGGGAACCUGGGGAAGACGGCCACCCACGCUGUGGUGUUCGCUCAGCUGUUCACGCCCGACGGCCAGUGUCAUGGCCUGCAUUCGUUUGUCGUACAGGUGAGAGAUCCCAAGACACUUCUGGCAAUGCCUGGCGUGAUGGUCGGAGACAUCGGCAAAAAGCUCGGGCAGAACGGACUGGACAACGGGUUUGUGCUUUUUCACAAUGUUCGAAUUCCUCGGGAGAAUCUGCUGAACAAGACAGGGGACGUCACCCCCGACGGCCAAUACGUCACACCGUUUAAGGAUCGCAGCAAGCGGUUUGGGGCAUCUUUGGGGGCGCUGUCGGGGGGCCGGGUGUCCAUAACGCGUAUGGCGGUGGUCAACCUGAAGCUGGCCCUGACCGUGGCGCUGCGCUUCUCUGCCACCCGCCGCCAGUUUGGCCCCACAGAUGACCAGGAGAUACCAGUGCUGGAGUACCAGCUGCAGCAAUGGCGCCUCAUUCCGUACCUGGCCGCUGUGUAUGCGCUGGACCACUUUUCCAAGUCCAUCUUCAAGAACAUGGUUGAGUUCCAGAUUGGUCUCAUGAUGAAAGAUAAUAGUGAAAGACAGGCAGAGCUGGGCCGAGAGAUUCACGCCAUCUCCUGCUCCAGCAAGCCCCUGGCGUCCUGGACAGCCCAGCGAGGCAUUCAGGAGUGCCGAGAGGCCUGCGGCGGCCACGGCUACCUGGCCAUAAGUCGUCUCGGGGACAUCAGGAGCGACAGUGACCCAAACCUCACCUACGAGGGAGACAACAAUGUCCUCCUGCAGCAGACCAGUAACUACCUGCUCAGCUGGGUCAGCGUCGGACAUCAGGAAAAACGGAGGAUAGAAUCCCCUGUACAGUCUGUGGACUUCCUGGAGAGCUUCAACAGCAUCUUGCAAGACAGGUUCACUGCCGCUUCGGAGGAGGACUGCAUGGACUCGGCAGUACCACUGGCGGCCUACAAGUGGCUGGUGUGCUUCCUGCUCAAGGAGAGUCAUACCAAGCUGGUCCAGGAGAAGUCAUCAGGACUCGGGGACUUUGAGGCGAGGAACAACAGCCAGGUGUACUUCUGCCGCUCGUUAGCCCUGGCCUAUGUCGAGCACACGGUCCUGCAGCGGUUCCAUGACUUCACCCGUGAUGCGGAGACUCCGCUCAGCCUUCAGCCCGUGCUGCAGCGCCUGGCCGCGCUCUAUGGCCUGUGGAGCCUCAUCAACCACAUGGGCACUCUGUACCAAGGUGGCUACUUAUCUGGGAAACAAUCGGCUGACUUCAUCCAAAAUGCCAUUCUCAGAUUGUGUGCACAGUUGAAGGACGAUGCUGUUGCUCUAGUGGACGUCAUAGCUCCCCCUGACUUCAUACUUAACUCGCCUCUCGGGCGUGCCGAUGGCGAGCUUUACAAGAACCUGUGGUCAACAGUCCUCCAGGGAAAUGGGGUCCUAGAACGUCCAUCCUGGUGGUCCGAGUUCUGCACCAAUAAACCAGUUGUGGGGUCCCUCCAUCCCAAGCUGUAAGGGUUGUGGACCCAUAACCCUGCAAGUGAAGUCAAAUCAACUUCAUUUUCAGCAGGUCUACAGAUGGGCUUUGAUAACAAACCUCACCUCUCCCAUACAAGAAGAUCUAUUUUCAUUUCUUCAUGAGGCAUCAGAGGAACAUCAUCGCAAUGAUAUAUUUAGUUGUUUUCCAUUUUGACGCUAAUCCUGAGUACUGGGAGCAUUGCACCUCCUGAACAUAACUGAUACCAGCUUCUGGAUGUACCCUAAAAUCAUUUUUAUUUACAGUUGCAAUGACAGCAAUGAAGGUGCCAAUAUUACCCACUGAAUUUAUGUUCUAUUAUUUUGUAAUGUAAAUAUUAAUAAAUUGUAAUGACUAUAAAACAGUAGUUUUGCAGAAAUACACAUUCUGAUGUGAUUCUAUAAUUGGUCUUUUUAACAUUAAAAUAGUUUUAACUUUAACAUGAAAUUCUGGGCUUAUUUUAGUAGCGAGGCUCCUGUAAUACUUGAAUUGCUGUCAGAGCCUGUCAAAAAUUUGACUUUGCAGUUCAAAACAAGUCUGCUAAUCAUUCCCACUUUACAUUAUGGUUUCAGCAGGAGGAACGGCACAAAUAUGGUGAAUGUCAUUCUCACAUUACAUCCUUAUGACUUACAUCCUAAUGUAGAUGUUUCGUUAUAGUUUAGUGUUGUAGUUUGGUCUGUUUGGGUACAGUUUGAACUUGAGAUAAAUCCUAGAGAACAAAGACCUUUCAAAACUAGAUGGCUUCCUGGAAGGAUCAACACUCAACCAACUUUUGAUGUCAAAUUAUUUCUUUUAGUCUUUUUUGUACUUGGCUUUGUUCCCUGCAUCGUGUUUACGGGGUUAUUGCCGCGUGUGUCACCUGUGUGGCACUGGGAUAGUCCUGUGUCUGUAGCCUUCGCAGUACUUAGUGGAUUCUUUGUCCGCAGCCCUGAGUUUAACAGAGUAUUCUCUCUUUUCUGCUGCUGGUAAUGUCUCCUCGAAAGAAUCGGGGAAACAAUUCUGAGUUCGCAUUCCAGACAUUCAUGAGACCCCUGGGGACAGUAAGAAAGUCGGUGUGUUCGUUGGACCAGAAUUCUGAUGGGGAGGGCGAGGGAUUAGUGAUCAUCUAUGUCAAUGGCCACUUUUCUCUUAGUGUAUAUAUAUGGGGUGCUUGUUUCUGGUGUCAGUAUACAGUGUUUAAGCAUUUAACCCCUUGGACCCCCUUUAUCUUGUAGUGUUACAGUGUGAAUUCAGUGAUUUUAAUUGUAAUUAUGUCAGAAAUCUAUAUAAAAUGUUAUAUAAUGUCA